Molecule: messenger RNA, 333 nt
Organism: Aspergillus alliaceus
Lineage: Eukaryota; Fungi; Ascomycota; Eurotiomycetes; Eurotiales; Aspergillaceae
Exons: 3
Coding region: 1-333 (110 amino acids)
Source: RefSeq, a predicted model, not a curated record
AUGAAGCUCAUCCUCACCACCCUGGCCGCCACCCUCCUUGCUCCCAUCGCUGCUACUAGAGUUAACGGUUACAGUUUGUCAAUGGCUUUUCUGAAGAAGUAUCUUUUAAUCACCACGUCUGAUAUCUCCCUUGACUUCGGAGCAAAUCUGAAAUUUGUCGACGCGCCAAAGGGUCUUGAGAGAUGGUACGCUCUACAUAUGAAGGCUAACGUCGAUCCCAAGACUGACCCGGUAGCGCAAGGUGUGGUCAAACAAAUGCUAGUCACCGCUAUGAGCCAUCUGAAAGAUCCAUCAGAUGCGUCGCUCAUUUUGGCUUUCAAGAAUGGAACUUGA